Lycium barbarum (goji berry) is the source of this 1879-nucleotide messenger RNA. RefSeq names its product shikimate O-hydroxycinnamoyltransferase-like. The record is from RefSeq and is a predicted model, not a curated record. NCBI's taxonomy places the organism in Eukaryota, Viridiplantae, Streptophyta, Magnoliopsida, Solanales, Solanaceae. Gene Ontology annotation, molecular function: acyltransferase activity, transferring groups other than amino-acyl groups. The coding region runs from base 183 to 1493 and encodes 436 amino acids. The transcript has 2 exons.
GCACUCUUCCUUGUACCUCGACGCUAGAGCUCCAUCUUCUUCCCUCUUCUCUCUUUCUUCCCUCACCGUUUUCCUUAAAAAGUUGCAUUUUACACUUCAAGAAAUAUAAAUAAAUUAGAUUUCUAAACACCCUUUUCUCUUCUUAACCUAAACUUUCAAUCUUUUUUUUUUUUUUUAAAAAAAUGGGAAGUGAAAAAGCUAUGAAAAUUAGCAUCAAAGAAUCAACAUUAGUGAAACCAUCCAAGCCAACACCAUCAAAGAGGCUCUGGAGUUCUAAUUUAGAUUUAAUAGUGGGAAGAAUCCAUCUAUUGACUGUAUAUUUUUAUAAACCAAAUGGAUCUCCAAAUUUCUUUGAUCCUAAGAUGAUGAAAGAGGCAUUGAGCAAUGUUUUAGUGUCAUUUUAUCCAAUGGCUGGGAGAUUAGCUAGGGAUGAACAAGGAAGAAUUGAUAUAAAUUGUAAUGGUGAAGGUGUUUUGUUUGUUGAAGCUGAGAGUGAUGCUUGUGUUGAUGAUUUUGGUGAUUUUACACCAAGUUUGGAACUUAGGAAACUUUGCCCUACUGUUGAUACUUCUCGGGACAUUUCUUCUUUCCCACUCGUCAUCUUUCAGGUUACUCGUUUCAAGUGUGGUGGAGCCGCUCUUGGUGGUGGAGUAUUCCACACAUUAUCCGAUGGUCUCUCAUCCAUUCACUUCAUCAACACGUGGUCCGACAUAGCCCGUGGCCUCUCCAUCGCUGUCCCUCCGUUCAUUGACCGGACGCUCCUCCGUGCACGGGACCCACCAACGCCUUCUUUUGAGCAUGUUGAGUAUCAUGCUCCUCCAUCCCUCAAUUCAUCGUUGAAAAACCGUGAGUUCACGGGCCCAAAGCCUAGUACCACAGCCAUGUUAAAAUUCUCAAGUGAACAACUUGGGCUUCUAAAGUCCAAGUCCAAACAUGAGGGUAGCACUUACGAAAUCCUCGCGGCCCAUAUUUGGCGUUGCACGUGCAAAGCACGUGGAUUGCCCGACGAUCAAUUGACCAAAUUACACGUGGCCACUGACGGUAGGUCUAGGCUUUGCCCGCCCUUGCCACCGGGUUAUUUAGGAAAUGUUGUGUUCACAGCCACACCAAUGGCAAAAUCAUGUGAGCUUCAAUCAGAGCCGUUGACAAAUUCCGCUAAGAGAAUUCAUAGCGCAUUGUCAAAAAUGGACGAUAAUUACCUAAGAUCAGCACUCGAUUACCUCGAAUUACAGCCUGAUUUAUCGACACUAAUCCGUGGCCCGACGUACUUUGCCAGCCCUAAUCUUAAUAUUAACAGUUGGACUAGGUUGCCUAUCCAUGAAUGUGAUUUUGGAUGGGGAAGGCCAAUUCAUAUGGGACCAGCUUGCAUUUUAUAUGAAGGGACAGUUUAUGUUAUACCAAGUCCAAAUAGUAAGGAUAGGAACUUGCGUUUGGCUGUUUGUUUAGAUGCUGAUAACAUGCCACUAUUUGAAAAGUACUUGUAUGAAUUUUGAGAUAUUCUUCCUUUGAAAAUAUCAAGAAUCCAACACGGAAGAUAAAAUAUCAGUCAAUGACGUAUUCGUUGUCGAGAAAUGCUUAUCACAAGUCGAUGUUUAAGAAUUAUCAAUCAAUGCCGUGUUCGUUGCCAAGAAAUGCUUAUCACAAGCCAAAUUGAGAAGUUUGUAUGAACGUAACUUUGAGAAGUGGAAAAGUCAAGAAUGUUCAACACAAUAGCUUUGAUGAGAAUUCUCUGGGUGUAUGAUCAAAUUUGUGGUGUGUGAUUGCGUUUAUGCGCUUUGUAACUUGUUCUAAUGUUUGUUGGGGUCAGUUUGUUUUUGUUUUCAAAUUCUUUGUAAUGAAUUGGAUUCUGUAUUAAUUUGCCAAUGUCUAAUUUAGCUUA